AUGGAAGACCAGAUCACUUAUGAAGUUAAAGACAGAGCAGUAUUGAUUACUUUGAACAACCCGAAAAAACUCAACUCGUUAACCUUACCACAAUAUGAUACACUUUGCAAGUUCUUAGAAAAAGCAAACAACGAAGAGGGCACCAUCAUCACUUUAAUUCAAUCUACAGGCAGAGUCUUUUCUGCAGGUGCCAACGCUGAUUAUAUUACAUCUCAAGAUACCGAGCUCGACACUUGGUUAAACUUGAUGGUGGCAAAGCAAACAUUUUUGGUGCAGACGUUUCUUGCCCACAGAAAAAUACUAGCAGUGGCUUUGAAUGGUCCAGCUAUAGGUUUAUCGGCAUCCUUUGUGGCACUUUGUGACUUGGUCUAUGUCAAUGACUUGUCGAAAACAUUCUUGUUAACUCCCUUUGCAAACGUCGGCAUUCUUGCUGAAGGUGGUACAUCUGCUACACUUCCAAUUCGUUUAGGCUGGUCCAAAGCUGCUGAAGCAUUGUUAUUGUCCAAAAGAAUUUCUGGCCAGGAUUUGCAAAAUGCUGGGCUUGUAAAUAAACACUAUGGAGGGAAAUUCAAAACGGCAGAGGAGUUUAAUUCUACCGUCUUGAGUGAAUUGCUCGAUGCUACAGAAAACUUGCACGUUGACUCCAUUUUGCAAAACAAGGAGUUGUUGAAGGCGAUUUACAAGCCAGCCAUCAGUAUGAUUAAUUCUCAAGAAGUCUACAGAGGAGUUUACAAGUGGACUUCAGGAAUUCCCACAGCCAGAUUCAAGAAACUUGCCAGUGGCGAGUUGAAACACAAGUUGUAG
Candida dubliniensis CD36 is the source of this 804-nucleotide messenger RNA. RefSeq lists its product as uncharacterized. Lineage: Eukaryota; Fungi; Ascomycota; Pichiomycetes; Serinales; Debaryomycetaceae. The transcript has a single exon. Bases 1 to 804 code for a protein of 267 amino acids. The record is from RefSeq and is a predicted model, not a curated record. Gene Ontology annotation, cellular component: peroxisomal matrix. Gene Ontology annotation, biological process: fatty acid beta-oxidation.